Priceomyces carsonii is the source of this 1047-nucleotide messenger RNA. It is a transcript of the gene PHO86, whose product is annotated as Pho86p. The coding region runs from base 1 to 1047 and encodes 348 amino acids. The record is from RefSeq and is a predicted model, not a curated record. The transcript has a single exon. Lineage: Eukaryota; Fungi; Ascomycota; Pichiomycetes; Serinales; Debaryomycetaceae.
AUGGUGAAGCAACAGGAACUAAAUUUGAACGUGCCUUUAGAUGCCCAAACGAAACCAACUUUAAGUACCACUAGCUUGAGGCCAGACCUAUCUGAGGCAUCUUUGAACCUACAUGGGGAUUAUUUCAGACAAUUACAGUCAAAAUUGAAUCGUCAUGUUUUCUGGCAUCCUUUUUCAGUUUUAUUCAUUUUGGUAACAACUAUUGGAUAUUUAAUAUUUAAAAUUUAUGACUACAUUGAACUUUCAAAUAGUUUGGGAGACUUUUUUCAAUAUUUGAAGAAGAGCAAUGACAUGAAAUACCAGAUAACGACUAUCUUUCCAAUUUUAGUGAUGACUUUUGGAGUGGUCGGUAUAUCUACCUAUUUGAUCAGCGAUGAAUUUAAGGCAAUUAGUGAUAGCUUGACAGGAAAGGAACAGAUAGAGGAAUUGUACGGAUUUGAUCUAGUCAAAUUUGCAAAAUUGCCGUCCAAAAAUAAGGAAGCUCUUUCACCUAAGGAAUUAAAAUUGCUCAAAAAUGGGGAUAACACUCACAUCAUAACAUAUCGUGAAUCGCCAAUUGCCAUAAUCACAUUAAAACUGUUGCCUGAAAAAUCAACUGCAAGUACUUUCUAUGUUUUAAUUACUUCAUUAAAUGUGCGGAAAGUCUUCGCUAAAGUUGACUUUGAUAAGUUACUACUUGAUUGGGCGGUUUUAAGAUCAAGGCAACUAUUUGAAGAGAAUACAAAGGGAAAAUAUGAUUCAGAAGGCUGCAAAAUCUACAUUACCGCUCAAGCGUACUCCUUCGAUAAAGAUUUUGUUAAAACAUUAAAAAAUAACCAUUUCGGUUUGAUUAAAGAGUCUUACGAGCUUAGUCCGUUUUUAAAUGCUCCUAAGGAAGGCUUACUUACUCAAUCGAUUCAUAAGGCAUUUGGAAUAAAGCGCUAUGUUUAUGGUCUUACGAUUACCACAAAAAGUGCCGACAAUGAUAAGCUUUUAAAUGCUGCAAACAACUCUUCGUUGUUGAAAAAUGGUACGAACAAUAAUAAUUCAAUUAGAAAAAGGAAAUAG